This is a messenger RNA of Cryptotermes secundus, 6029 nucleotides long. It is a transcript of the gene Dyrk2, whose product is annotated as dual specificity tyrosine-phosphorylation-regulated kinase 4. Gene Ontology annotation, biological process: peptidyl-threonine phosphorylation; peptidyl-serine phosphorylation. The coding region runs from base 602 to 3499 and encodes 965 amino acids. Gene Ontology annotation, cellular component: nucleus. The transcript has 12 exons. Gene Ontology annotation, molecular function: protein serine/threonine/tyrosine kinase activity; ATP binding; protein serine/threonine kinase activity. Lineage: Eukaryota; Metazoa; Arthropoda; Insecta; Blattodea; Kalotermitidae. The record is from RefSeq and is a predicted model, not a curated record.
UUGUGCUGCCUGCCAACCAUUGCCACCAAGUGGAGGAACCCCGUUCCUCUUACCCCUCCUAGAGAAACUUCAGCUCAGUCACCGUUCUUUUCUUGUGCCGAAACUUGCGCGCGCAUACAGAACUCUUCUUUGUUGUCUUGUCUGUUGGUGUGGGUGGGCUGUCGUGGCAGGACCGGAGUCGGUGUGCUGGACUGCUUCUCGCCGUAUCGACAACACGUGUGGACUACACUUAGUGCUGUAUGUGUUGGUGCCAUUGUGAUCAGGUGAUGUUGCUUAGUGUCGUGCAAGGUGUUCUGUUACGUGCUAGUUACACCAAGACGCCUCUCUUUAAAGUAAAACACAUCGGUGUCUGGUUUUAUUGUUAGUAAACAGACACGAAGUGUUAUGGUGUCACUAUAAGAAGCACGGAAUGUGUUACUGAAAGCAGUGCAAGAAUUACCUUGCCUGAACACCUACGGAAGUCCUGACUGUCGUGCCCAGCGGCUCUCAGCAUCAUACUGUAUGAUCCCAGCCCCCGCACCAUGUUUAACAGCUCGCAGUAAGAGUGUAACGCCGCCAUGGAGCAGUCGUCAUGUAGCUCCAGGCAACUUCAUCUGUGCUGAUGUGGCUGGUUGUGGCUUGUCGCUCCAAACAAGAGAAGAGUCCAGAAUACAAGGACAUAUUGCAGAUGGCAACUAUGACAAGAAGUGGACAGCAACCGCCCCCAGCGCCACCCCUGCGCCAUUCCGCCUCUUUCUCUUGUUUGUCCCGUGGUACAACCCGCGAACGACCACAUCGCGCGAGGACAGCGACUCUACCAACGGCCUGUGCUGAUACUGAUUAUGGAUUUGUGGUUCGCCCCAGGGGGUGCAGGGGUCCUGCUGCCUCCGUGGCCAUGCGACUCAGUGUCAAGUACGGAAACACUUCCGUCAUGGUCCUCGAGGAAGAGGCAGAGCACGAGGAUGCGAUUGUGGGAAGAUCAAGGAUGGGAACAAAGAAAGAGAACCCGACGUCUCUGCGAGGUGUUCUGAUGAAGAAAAGCGCAAGUCUUCUGAGUCCUCAAGCGUGGUGGCCCCCCAGAUCGCGUCGUGCCAGAGCCAGUAAAGAGGAACUAGAAAACUCCGUCUUGGAAACGCCACCAUGUGACGUGGGGCCACAGCGAAGGUGGCGCAGUUUGGGAGCCCUGAUGAGGAUUCCACCAGCAUCUCUUCCGCAGUCCCACCACCACCAUCACCAUCCACAGCAGUCUCAGCCUGCAUCUUCUUCCACACGUGCUCAGUCCUUUUAUCUCCUGGACGACUUUCUGCGGCCUCAGCAGAACAGCUGCUCCAAACCACAACAGCAGCAACAGCAGCAGCAGCAGCAGCAACAACAGCGCUAUCUGCCCGAGUUCAGGGAGGCGAGGCUUAUCUUCAGCGGUAACACCAAUGCCAAUGCAACUCGUGUGGAGGUUCAUCAGCAGUACAGCGGUGGGGCUAAUACCAGUUCCUCAGACUCUCUGGAACUGUCGUCUCCAGUUCCGCCUCCAGUUCCUCCGCCACCGCCGCCCUUGAGGUUGCUCGGGUACCGUGACUGUGGCUGCAGGCAGUGUCGGCGGGACAGACAGCUGCUAGCGCCUUCAGUGUCGGAGGACCGACUCCAUCGCUUCGACACGAGUCCGGGGGCGCUGCACCACAAGGACGUGCUUGCCAAAUACAACGGCAGCGGCAGUACCAGCAGCAGCAGUGGAAGUAGUACGGCCGCCAAGACGUCCCAAGCCAAGACGCAGCUGACGUCACGAAAUGGGCUACCAGGCAAGAACAAUAGCAGCCUUCUAUCAGAGAGUCAGAAGUUGCCGGCUUUGGGUAGCACCGGUCACCUUAAAAGCGUGUCUGUAUCCGCUUCACGGUUAAAUCAUCAUCAACAGCAGCAUCAGGAUUCAUCAAGAUCUAGCUCAACAGCUGCUCCCACACCAGUGUCUGCAUGCUUCCCAGUGCUCAAUAACAAUAACACCAAUACGAGCAACAAUAACAAUAAUGUUCUGGACAGUAGCCCAUCUUUGCAACGACUCGAUCCGCACGGACGUCGACUACCACUUACACCUGCUGAGGCACUGAAGUACUAUGGCAGCAGACUCACAGAAUAUGAAAGAAUUGAAGUGGAAGUGUACCCAGAAAUCUGGUAUUUGGGCCUUGAUGCAUGCAAAAUCCACGGAGAUCCACAUAAUGGUGAAUUUGAUGAUGAUAAUGGCAGCUAUAAUAAGGUCCUCCAUGACCACAUAUCAUAUCGGUAUGAAAUCCUUGAGGUAAUAGGGAAAGGCAGCUUUGGCCAGGUCAUCCGUGCAUUAGAUCAUAAAACCAAUCAGCAUAUAGCCAUUAAGAUUAUUAGGAAUAAGAAGAGAUUUCAUCAUCAAGCACUUAUUGAAGUCAGGAUCUUGGACCAUCUUCGCAAGAAGGAUAAAGAUGGCUCUCAUAAUAUCAUUCACAUGUUAGGAUACUUCUACUUCAGAAAUCAUCUCUGCAUAAGCUUUGAGCUCAUGAGCCUAAACCUGUAUGAGCUGAUAAAGAAGAACAAUUACCAGGGCUUUAGUCUGAGCUUAAUUCGACGGUUUGCCCACUCUCUAGUGCAAUGCCUCAAAUUACUGCACCGGGAAAACAUUAUUCACUGUGAUCUCAAACCUGAAAAUGUACUCUUGAAACAACGAGGUAGCAGUUCUAUCAAAGUCAUUGACUUUGGCAGUUCAUGUUACUCUCACCAGAGGAUGUACACAUACAUCCAGUCUCGGUUCUAUCGAUCUCCAGAAGUCAUACUUGGUCUACCAUAUGGGACUGCAAUUGAUAUGUGGAGUCUUGGAUGCAUUCUGGCUGAGCUCUACACAGGUUACCCUUUAUUUCCGGGAGAGAAUGAGGUGGAGCAGCUGGCUUGCAUCAUGGAAGUCCUUGGAGCUCCACCUGAGGAUGUCAUUAUGAAUGCCUCAAGAAGAAGGCUCUUCUUUGAUUCUAAAGACAACCCUAGGUGUAUUACUAAUAGUAAAGGUAGGAAGAGAAAACCCGGAUCCAAAGACUUAGGCACCACAGUACGAUGCAAUGAUACACUGUUUGUGGACUUCAUAUCGAAAUGCCUGGAGUGGGAUGCUAAGAAACGCCUCACCCCUGAAGACGCUUUGCACCAUGAAUGGCUUCAAUCAUCUUCCUCAACACAGCAGCAAGAGCUGAGGCGGUCUCCAUCAGAAGUGGCCAGUAGUCACCAGCAACCACAGCAGCAGCCUCGGCGAGUACCUGAAGGAGAGUCCUCAGCUGCAACCCAGCAGCAAUACUCACUUUAUCGGCUGUACAGAGGCAAGAAGUGUGCAUCCAAACUACUCUCUGCAAAUGAUACCCAUCAAACAGAGUCAGGUGAAGGUGCUUCUACCAAUGGGACUGCCAGGGCCAAGUUAAAUGAAGUUGGAAGCAGUCGUACGAAUGCAGCUCUUGGUGAAUUGUUAGCCACACUUGACCCCAACCUUGAUGAUUCAGGGACGUUCCUACCUCCAAUUCUGUGAAUCAAGAGAACGACCUAGUCUGGUCUACUACUGUGUACUCAGAACAUGGCCUAAUUUGGUCAUCUCCAUACAACGGUAAGAGUGAACCAAUUUUUUGGCCAAUAAAAGCUACUGUAAACCAAAAGUGUGUCCUAGCCCAGUCAAUUGUGAUACAAGACUCUAGCCAGUGUGUUGGUAUAAACUUUAUUUUUGUGCCUCCUACUUUUUUAAGUUCAUGGUAUGAUUUUAACCUUAUCUUGUGUGAUACUCAUUGAGUCUUUCAUAAGGCCAAUAUAUUAGUAUUUUAUUAUACCUUUUGUAACUCUAUAAUCUGUAACAAGAUCAUGACCUAACUUAGCCUAAUAACAUAUGGAGCAAUGCAAAUACAGUGCUUUGCUUCUUAUAUUUUUCUCUCGUCCAGGAGACAAGCCUGACCUCGAAUAUUAAGUUACUCAUUUUGGUGCAUUUCAUCAGUGUCUCCAUACUUCCAGUCAUAUAUUCAUAACAGAUCAGUACUUAAGUAUAUCUCAUUUUUGUAGGUGUUUUUUGACUGAAUACUCAGAACUUGAGAAAUUAUGAUUGUAUCUGUACAAACAUAUGAUACUCAAGUUUAAAGGCCUAUAUAAUUAUGUAUAUCACCAUUAUUAACCUUCCUGGACCAAUAACGCAGCACAUGAUACUGUCUCAAGUGUCACCAUGGAUAAUAAAAUGAAACCAGUUUGAUCUAUGUCGUACAUAAAAUGACUAAUCAAUGUGUGUUAAACUGAUUGAAGUGAAACAAUACAAUUAAAUUUUGCUUUUUGCAUCCAGAGAAAUGAACAUGUCUUCAAUCAGAAUAUAGCUACAUCUGUGUAUAUUCUGGUACCAAUUCAUUCUGAUGUUUAUUUUCUUCCCUUAGUGCAGUAUAGUCCACAAUGUACAACUAUGGUCUGGUUCCAAAUAUGACAGGAAAAAUAGACAGAAUUAUACACUUUAGAAAGAUUCACGCUCUGUUUUAGGACCGUUUCCUAACAAUUUUACUCCACAUUAUGACAUUAUUAAUAUUCAACCAGAAAAUCUAGUAAACCACCAAGGAGAUUGAGUGCACAAAAAGUGUAGAAAACUGACGUGCAAUUCCUUUUGUGACAUCUAUGAGAAAGAAUAUGUAAAUAAUUUCAAUGAUAUUCAGGAAAGUGAAAUAAGGUACAUUAAUAUGGCAAAACCUACAACGAGCUAGUGUCAUCAGUUAUCAUCAUCUUCAUUAAUUACUGAAACACAGUCAUCUAGACAAUCACUUUCAGAGAUAUUUCAUAGAAAUUUAAUCAAGCAUUAGAAGUGUCAAACUAUAGUUUCAGUGAAACAAAAGUCAGAUUUUUAAUUUCUGUGUAACUUUUUGUAUCUUUAAUGUCAUCAUCAACAAAUGCUGGUGCAGAGGCAUGGAAACCAUAUUGAGUUUCUUCUCCAUAGUUAUAAUCAACAGGUUAUUAAACAAUCCUUACUGAAGCUACAGACAUGAUGGUAUCUUUAUCAGAUAUAUAAAAUUAUCCACAAACUUCAUUUGCCAAAUCUGGAAGUUGUUCAUGCUUGUAGUUCAAAUCAUAGAAGAGUUUAGAGGUGUUUUUUUAUUGCUGUCAUAUUUUUCAUGACAUAAUGAAUGCCAAAUUUUGUGUCAAUUUUUCUCAGUUCUGUAUAUGGGUAUAUAUAUAAACAACAGAAUGUUGCAACCUCAAAAGGUCUCUCUAAAUCCUAUACCAUAAUGACAUGUUUAAUAUUAUCAGCAGUUAGUGACUUUUGAUUCUAGUAGAUAUUGUUAAUCUAGUCAUCUGAUAAUUAAAUAAUUUCAAAUGUACUGAAUUCUAUGUGUUUCAUGUUAUUUAUCUUAUUAUGAAUUUGCAUUUUCAAUUACUGUGGAGAUGAUAUAUGUAAUAAAUGGCAAAACUUACAUGUUGCUAUCAACUUAGAUACUGAACUAAUGUGUUCAGAUUUAAAUGCCUGCAAUGAAACCUGAUAUGUGGAGGAUGAAUCCAAUAUGGUAUCUGUGGGACAUCAUUAUAAGACAUUAUGCCACAUAUCCUUUAGUACAUUAACUUUUUCUUGCUAGUGACUCUGAAGAAUGUGGUGAAACUUGAGAGUAUUGAGACAUAAUUAUCCUCCAGAUAGAUAACCACUACUCUGUUUUAGCUACAUGUUAUGUAAGUUUACCAAUAGUCUGUGUUUUUCCUACCUGCCAAAUGACAUGGAUGGAUUUGUGACAAUAUUACCAGCAAAAUAACUCACAUUAUAAUCCAACAAAUACUUAAUGAGACUCUGGAAUGAAUGUAACAUUGCACGAAUGUUUAAUAACUGGUAAAUGAAUUACUGAAUUUUCUUAUUCUUUUACCUUUUUUGUCAUCUAGGCACUGUUUUUACCAUCCUGGCCAGGAUGUGAACCUGGGACCAUAUAAUCUAGCUGAGUCUCAAUUACAUCAACUAAGAUAUUUAUGGCAGGCCACAUUAUAUAUCUUAUGUCUUAUAACUUUGAAUUAAAUAAAAAAGAAAGUGAAAUUUACUAUGUAAAUAAAUAAAACCUUAA